Orbilia oligospora ATCC 24927 is the source of this 3090-nucleotide messenger RNA. RefSeq lists its product as uncharacterized. Bases 1 to 3090 code for a protein of 1029 amino acids. The record is from RefSeq and is a predicted model, not a curated record. The transcript has 2 exons. NCBI's taxonomy places the organism in Eukaryota, Fungi, Ascomycota, Orbiliomycetes, Orbiliales, Orbiliaceae.
AUGCCGCAGAACAAAAACAGCGGCGGGCGCUACUUUGGAAAUUUUGUCACAAGUGAAGAUGCCCAAAAUACAGGAGAGGGGCUGGAAGGGGGCAGAAGCAAGGAGGCCGAGGAUGCUAACAAUACUCGUAAUCAUGGCAGGCCCAGGACGGGGACAGGAGUCAAGAUUCAGGUUGACCUCCACGCCUUAUUUGAGGCUGCAUUGCCCGACUUGAUGGCCAGUCCACGGCAACCGAGUUCAAGUUCAAGGGUGCAACUUCUGCAACCAAAACAACAACAACCGCCUGCACCACCACGACCUGCAAAACCACAACAACCGCUCACACCACAACAACGCCCACCCCCCGUCUCCCUGCAGGCGGACCCGAAACCAAAACAAUCCCUCCGGAAGACGCCUAGUCUAACUCCAUCCCUUCUUGCCAUACCCCACCCUUCUCAUUCGAUAACUCUGUCCCUUCUCCCUCCUGAUAACCAAUCGCCUUCUUCUUCUUUUUCUUCUUCCCGACCAAUCUCUCCUUCACUUUCAACUACAACAUCGUCUGAGUCUGUCGAAUAUAUCCACCAACAAUAUCCUGAAGCACAAAACGUAAUUCGAAAGCGAGACGCGUUUCUCAAUAUGCUGGCCUGGCUACGAGGAGACCAACAGGGCGAAGAGGAGGAGGUCGACCAAGAUUUGAUAAUACCAGAUCAAGAUCUCCCUGAUGACCCUGAAACUCCAGGCCCAGCCACCUUUGCAUUCAAUGCGUUCAGAAACGGACUAUUUGGGACUCCAAAACCAGACCUCGAAGUUCAGGAUAUCCGCCCGCACCAUAACCCACGCCGUGAACGGGAUCAUCGUCCAAAGUUCGGCCGGGACGUUAUGAGUGAUGAGGAUGUGUUUACGAGUUCGAAGCGACGAAUACCCCUCGAAAGUCGCAGCCCUAGCCGUUUCAAGACCUUCGAGGAUGCUAUGACUCCACCAAGGAGGAAUCCUCAGAGUAUCUUGGUGACACCUGGCAAUACGAUCUCCAAAAAGAAGACAGUUUCUUUUGGCCCCGAUCAAGUCCAUGAGGACACAUUCUGUUAUGAAUCUCGUACAGGACGUGUUCGAUCUGGUCUCCCUGCGGACUACCCUGGAAAAUUCCCUAGCCCGUGGACUCCAAAGAUCACCAACGAACUCCCAAAGAGAAGGACGUCUCGAGAACUUGCCCGUGUUGAGGAGAUCGAAAUCUUCGAGGACCAGAACAAACCAUAUAAGGGAACGCCAAAGCCCAAGACAAAAACCUCGACAGUCUCAAAGACAAAGGAUGACGCUAAAUCUGUAGACGAUCAAAUUCAAGCUCUUCGUGAAAACACUGCCCGAAUUAAUGAUAUGAUUGAGGAGGCCAGCGUUCAACAAGCCACCGAUGUCGAUAUUACAGUUAACCUUGAUGAGCCUCGUUCCCGUUCUGGAGUUUAUUGGAAGGAUAGAUACUCAAAUGACAUCAACCAGGCGGAGAAGAAAGUCGAAUUCUACAAGGCUCGCAAGGAUACCUCCGUCGAGUUUGCUUCUAAAAAAGAUGAGCAAGCCGCCAAUCUAGCCACCAGGCUCAAGGAAGAAAUCGAACUUCGAAAAAAGAUGCAAGCCGAGAUCGACAAAUGGCAAAAGAUGGCAAUGGAAACCCGAACUGAACCAAAUCCAACUGUAAACGCUCCUCUUACCGAAACAUACCAACAAAAGACUAUCGAACGCCUCCGCCGUGAAACAUCCGAAUACCGAGAGCUAAUUCGACAGAAGGAAGUUGAAAUGACCGACCACGAAUACCAGCUGGACCGACAGAGAAGUGAAAUCGACCGCCAGGCUCGCCGCAUCAAGGAUCUCGAGGCUUCCCUCCAGGCUAAAAAAGAAGCGGCAGAUGAAGUCUCCCUAUUUAAUGCCAAUGCCGAGUCUGAAGUUAGGAACCUCAAACGUGAACUUCGUAAGGCAGAAGCCGCCGCCGCUGGAAAAGAUGUUCUCACCGCAAAAUUCGAGAAUUCCCAACGUGAGGUGGAAAGGCUCAAGCAACAGCUAUCACUUGUCAAGGAAGAAAACCACCGCCUCAAGGUCCAACAGAAAUCUGACAACCCUCUUGACGAUAUUCCUGUCAACCCCGCCAAAACAUCUAUUCCCGCUUCCCAACCUGCUCCCGAACAAGACAUCUGGCAAUCACUUUCUGGCCUCAAUGCUCCUAAAGACAAACCCCGUAGCCGUGGCAGUCCCAAAAUCACUGAGCACUCGGCUUUCCCCAACGUUAGCGUCGUUGAUAGGAAACCUGAGCUCGGUGGAAUAUUCUCCAAACCCACACCUGCACCGGUCACAAAACCAAAGGACACUAUCCCCACGAUUGACGAAUAUCUCAAGCAGGAGGAUUCUAACCUUACCCCCAAGAAGUCCACCGCUGUCGCAAACCUUCGAUCUGCUACUACAAAAAACGACCCGAACUACAAGUCUACGCCUAAGCCUCGCAGAUCCGUCAUCUCAACCCCAAUUAUGACCGAAAAGGAGAUUUUACGACAACUUGACCAUAGCGACUUGUCUCUUCCCCCAAUAUCUCCAACAAUGGCCUCGAUGUCUGACACCGAUCUUGAUAAAUUGAGGAGCAUUGCAAAGCCCCUUCCAAGGAGAAGCCGGGAGGACCUUAAAUACGAUCCCGCAGCACCCAAACCCGUCAGCCCCAUGAAGGCUCGUGGGAUUGAUGACGCUCCACCUUCUAGUCCAAUGCCUGAAAUCGGUGUUUUACCGCCGAAAUACGAAACCGAUGACGAAAAGGCUAUCAUGCGACGACAAGCUACGAGCCCUAUGCCCAAAUAUUUCAACUUCGAAAAAUCGCCAAAUCCAAGGAGAGGAAGCUUUGCCAGCCUACGGAGCUUUGCUAAUACAAAGCUUUCUAAGAAGAGUCCGUUAGAGCUGUGCGAUGGUAUAUCUCUCAAGACUACGGCGGCUGUUGCGGCUCCUGUUGAGGUUACCGGCGUUGGCGUCACUGCUAAGACCAGUGCUGGAUCCGACGCAGACGCAAAGCGAAAGCUGGCUGCCGCAAAAAUGGCAGAAAUGAAGGCAAGGAUGAAAGCAGAGAGCAAGGCAGCUAAGAACUGA